Messenger RNA from Pseudonaja textilis, 1609 nucleotides. RefSeq lists its product as uncharacterized. The record is from RefSeq and is a predicted model, not a curated record. Lineage: Eukaryota; Metazoa; Chordata; Lepidosauria; Squamata; Elapidae. Gene Ontology annotation, biological process: regulation of immune system process; negative regulation of transcription by RNA polymerase II; regulation of cytokine production. Gene Ontology annotation, molecular function: RNA polymerase II cis-regulatory region sequence-specific DNA binding; DNA-binding transcription repressor activity, RNA polymerase II-specific. Gene Ontology annotation, cellular component: nucleoplasm.
GUCGAAGGGGAGCCGGAAGUUGCCUUCCUGCCACAGCCUGCCCGGCCUCUGCUCGCGCUAGGGAUCGCGGGGCGAAGGUGGCACCAUGGCUUUGGGGCCACAAUCUGGACUGGCUUUUCUGUGGGCUGCAGCGGAAACUUUGGCACCGCUGCCAUCAAAGGCUGUUGUGUCCUUCAAAGAUGUGGCUGUGUAUUUCACGGAGGAGGAAUGGGCCCUGCUGGAUCGGAACCAAAGGAUCUUGUACAGGGAAGUUAUGCUGGAGACAUAUGGGAUCGUGACCUCACUUGAAUUUCCCAAACCUGAGAUCCAAUCCUGGAUGGAAGAAGGAGAAGAUCUACUUGUCCAACAGGACAAGGAAGGAGAAAGAUCAGCAGGAAUCUGUUCAGGUUUGGUGAUGGAAGAUUCCCCUGCUGAAGAGCUGUGCUACACCUCAUCAAGAAUUGUCAAAGAUGAAGAGCAGGAAGAGAUCGCUGGUGAUCUCAAGGGAUCACUGGGACAAGAAGGGCAAAAAGCAGAAACGUUGAGGAAUCUGUCUAUCUUCCGGACAGAAGAUAGUUGUCAAAAACGAAUUCAGAAAGAAGACGAAAAAAAUAAAAAAACUUCAGGUAGUAGGGCAUUAAUCCCUAAGUUCAAACUUGAAUUGCACCACAGAAGUUAUACAGGGGAGAAACUCUAUCAACGUUCUGGAGGGACAAAGAGUUCAAACCUUCUUUUGCAUCAAAAAAUCCAUCCAAGUGAGAAAUCAGAUAAUUGCUCGGAGCACGGGAAGAACUUCCUUCAGAUAGGUGAUCUUUUGCCAUGUCAAAGAAUUUACGGAGAACAUAAAUUAUUUCAGUGCUCGGAGUGUGGAAUUCAAUUCAACCAGAGCGCCUCUCUGACCCCACAUCAGCGAUUACACACGGAAGGAAGACCCUACCGAUGCUUGGAGUGUGGAACGAGUUUCGGUCAGAACACGUCCCUUCACACUCGGGAAAAACUGUACAAAUGCGCUGAGUGCGGGAAGAGCUUUAGCCACCCCGCGCUCUUGAGUCGGCAUACAAAAAUCCACUUGGGAAAGAAGCCAUACCUAUGCUUGGAGUGUCCCAAGACGUUCAACACGAACGCCGGUUUGGUUUCUCACAAGAGAAUUCACACGGGGGAAAAACCGUAUGCGUGUUUGGAGUGUGGGAAAUGCUUCCGGCAGAGAACACACCUGACGACCCACCGAAGGACCCACACCGGGGAGAAGCCGUACAAAUGCUUCGAGUGCGGAAGGAGCUUCAGUCAGAGCUCGCACCUUACUUUGCACCGACGCACUCACACGGGAGAGAAACCAUACCAGUGCUUUAUGUGCGAGAAGACGUUCAGCAACAGGACCUACCUUAAUUGUCAUGAAAGGACCCACACGGGAGAGAAACCUUACAAAUGCCUGGAGUGUGGAAGGAACUUCAGUCAGAGCAGCAGUCUUAGGGUCCAUAAAAAGAUUCACCGAGGGGGGUGAAACCGUACGCGUGCUUUGGAUGCCAAAAGAGCUAUAUGUGUAAGAAAAGAAACAACUUCUCAGAGAAUCCACAGAGAGAGAAACUUUAUCAUAGAGUAGACUAGACUAGACUAGACUAGAAUAGACUAG